Molecule: messenger RNA, 646 nt
Organism: Marmota monax (woodchuck)
Lineage: Eukaryota; Metazoa; Chordata; Mammalia; Rodentia; Sciuridae
Product: adenylate cyclase type 10
Exons: 5
Coding region: 119-646 (175 amino acids)
Cellular component (GO): cytoplasm
Molecular function (GO): adenylate cyclase activity
Source: RefSeq, a predicted model, not a curated record
AAAAACACUUUUGCACAGAUCUCUGUACCUCUUCAGUUAUUUGAAGUACUUGCUUAGGAAGACAAGAGUUCUUGAUGCUAUUUUUAAUAAAACAUUUCUCUUUGUUCUUUUUUGCAGAAUGUUUGGGAAAAGACAUUUGGCCAGAACAAGAAAUGAAAAUCGCCCUUUGUUAGACAGGGAAAAGGAACUGGAGGCCUUCAGAUCGGCACAGCAGUCAUGUUUGCAACAGAAGAAGGGUCAGGCAGUUCUGUAUGAAGGUGGAAAAGGCUAUGGAAAAAGCCAGCUUUUAGCUGAAAUAAACUUCUUGGCCCAGAAAAAAGGGGAAAGGGUGUUGCCAUUGAAACUGAAGGAAGCAGAUUCCCAGCAGUGCUUCUAUGUUAUCCAGACCCUCAUGGCCAUCUUCUUUGAGAUUGAUACAUGCCCAGCCUAUUAUCGGCAAGAGUGCCUGCACAGACAGCUCCAUGGAAUGGUGGAUGAACCACUUCAUUGCCUUUUUAAUGACCUCUUCUUUGUGAAGUUUCCAUUGUCCUUCAAAGUUUCACACAUGGAUGACCUGGCCAGACAAAAAAAGGUUAAAGAGUGUUUUAUUGAAGUGCUUCAGGAGAGAGGUACUGGCAUGAACACAUGGAUGAACACAGUGAAGUAA